Messenger RNA from Rubroshorea leprosula, 3291 nucleotides. NCBI's taxonomy places the organism in Eukaryota, Viridiplantae, Streptophyta, Magnoliopsida, Malvales, Dipterocarpaceae. The record is from the annotation of a GenBank genome assembly.
GCCUAGUGAGAGAAACCUGCUUCUAGUGAGAGAAACCUGCAAAACCUAGUUUCAGUGUCAAUUUUCAUGGCACUUUCUUCUCUUUCUUCUCCAUCUAUUCCAUCCUGUCCAUCAUCUUUAGUUUCUUCUUCCUCUUUGGAGAUUGCUUCUUUGUCUCGUGAUAAGAUUCAGGCUGAGAUUCUUGCUAUUACGGGUGCUGCUUCCUUGGCCCAAGUUAAUAGCUCUUAUCCGGCCAUUCCAGUCCGCGUAGUGUCCCCUGGUUCUCCACCACCAAUGCUAGUCUCAGAGAGUCGACCCAUCUCAUGGGCUGCUGUCACCCAGGGUUCUUCGAAACCCCUCACCUUUCACCCCCCUGUUCUUGAAGAUGGAAAAUUGAAGGUGAAAUUACCUCGCACGGUACGAGAUGAACGUGUCAAAUUGUGGGAAGAUUGCUUAAUUGGCACUUUCAUAGCAACAGUUCAUUGUGAGCAGCCUAUUGCUGAGCUAAAGUCUUGCAAAGAUGGACAUAAUACAUUUGAGGUCUUGGCUAAUAUUGAUGAUGAAAAGCUAAAAGCACUUAAAGCUUCUUUCAGGCAGUUGAAUAAGAACUCAUAUGGUGACUUACAUGAAAGGCUUAUUAAGGAAACAAAGAAGCUGCAUGCUAUCCAAAUUGAUCUUUUGUCUAAUUCGCAAGAAGACUUGGUGAUAAUAGAACAAGAGCAAGCAAAAAGGGUGGCAGAUUUAACAUUUGCUGAGGAAGCAUUUUUGAAGCAAAAGUCAAGGGUUCAUUGGCUCAAAGAGGGUGACCAAAAUACAACAUAUUUUCAUAAAAUCCUGAAAAUAAGAAGAUGCAAAAACUCAAUUAGGGAGCUGCAUUCUGAUGAUGGUAAGGUGCUUACUCAACAUGCAGACAUUGCAAGAGAGGCUAUUGCCUUCUACCAAAAGCUCCUUGGAACUGAGGACCCUUCUUGUUUAGGUGGUGAGCUUGAACUGCUGAAAACACUAUUCAACUUCCAGCUUCCAAACACAAUGCAGCAAGCCCUAAUACAACCUGUCACUGCAGAAGAGUCUAUUAAAGAGUUUUUCUCCACCGGAAAACUGCUUAAAGAGGUGAAUUCUACAAUAAUCUCCUUAAUACCGAAGGUGUCUUGCCCCUCUAAAAUGGGUGAAUUUAGGCCCAUUUCAUGCUGCAAUUUGUUAUACAAAUGCAUUACUAAGAUAAUUGCUAAUAGACUGAAGAAGUGCUUGCCAUUAUUCAUUAGCAAUAAUCAAUGUGCUUUUGUUGAGGGGAGAUUGAUGGUCGAAAAUAUUCUGCUUGCUCAAAAGCUGGUUAAAGAUUAUCACAAGACUAAUAUGCAGUCCAGAUGUGCUCUCAAGAUUGAUUUAAUGAAGGCUUUUGACUCGGUUAGUUGGAAGUUUAUUCUUGCAACUUUGGAAGCAUUAUCCUUUCCCCUUGUUUUUGUAAACUGGAUUAAAGUUUGCAUUACCUCCCCUAUGUUUUCUAUUGCUAUAAAUGGAGCCUUGGAGGGUUAUUUCCCGGGAAAAAAAGGAGUAAGGCAAAGGGACCCUUUGUCCCCUUAUCUGUUUGUCAUUUGUAUGGAGGUCUUGUCCAGGCUUCUUAAUAAAGCUGCUCAAGAAGGAAGACUACCAGUUCACCCAAAGUGCAGUAACGUAGGCCUUACCCAUCUGUGUUUUGCAGAUGAUCUCUUGAUUUUUACAAAUGGAUCACCCAAGGCUAUAAGUGUUGUUGACUCUAUUUUAAAGGAGUUUUAUUCAAUAACAGGGUUGAAAGUAAAUUACCAAAAGUCAGAGAUUUACUAUUGUGGAGUACAAGACAGUAUCAUCAAGAAUUUGGCUGCAACUUAUGGUUUUAAGCUUGGGACCCUUUCUGUAAGGUACCUUGGAGUGCCUUUGAUAACAGGCAGAUUAACAGAUGCAGCACUUAAGCCCCUCAUCUUGAAAAUUACUGAUAUAAUCAACUCUUGGACUUUAAGACAUCUAUCUUUUGCAGGAAGGCUUCAACUCAUCACUUCAGUUUUUCAAGGUAUUACGAAUUUUUGGUGCUUUGUUUUUAUCCUUCCCAAGAAGGUUAUUAAGUCCGUAGAGGCUAUAUGUAGUGCAUUUUUAUGGAAAGGUAGAGCUACAGAUGCUAGAGGAGCAAAGGUCAGUUGGGAGAUUGUUUGCAAACCAAAAGUGGAGGGCGGCCUAGGCAUAAAACCACUGCAGGCUUGGAAUAAAGCUUGUAUUUUAAGAUUCAUCUGGUUGCUUUUCUCUAAAGAUGGUUCAAUUUGGGUGGCUUGGGUACAGGCAUAUCUGAUUAAAGGGAAAAGUUUCUGGUCAUUAAAAAUUUCAGGUAACACCUCUUGGUUUUGGAGGAAAAUUUUAAGCUUGAAGCCUGCGGCUAGAUAUUUGAUCAAGCAUAUGAUAGGAAAUGGGGAGAACACUUUUCUCUGGUUUGACUUUUGGCAUCCAACAGGACCACUACUUGAGGUUUAUGGUCAGAAAAUUGUACGGGACAUAGCAAUUCCAUUACAAGCUAAGUUGUCUCAAGUGGUGCAAGUAGAAGACUCAGUUAUAUGGCUUGCAUCUCCAUCAGGAUCCUUCAAAACUGGUUACACAUGGAAUCAUUUGAGGGAAAAACAAGAAAAAGACACAUAUGUCAGUGAGUGCUCUGCUACAUAUGGCUCGAACUUAGCAUCAUGGUCACCUCGAGACAAUGACGCUUGGACAAUUGCUGUUGGGGGAUGCCACAGCAAUUUCAUGUCGGGAACUGGUUCACAGGUAAACCCAGAGGAACUUGGAGAGGCAAUGCAAAUGAUACAAGACGAAAUGGGGCAAGUUAAAGAGCAACGAGAAGCAAUGCAAUGGAUGUUGGAAGACAUGGGGAGGAUGCAAGCUUCUUUAUCGCAACAAUUUGCUGCUUUUAGUGCCUACGGGAUGCACCCGCCUAGUGCUACUCCAUCAUUAUCUCACACUGGGCAAGCAUUUCCUCCUGCAGGGACAUCAUUCCCUACUGUUGGGCCAUCAUUUCAUGCUAGUGGGCCAUCAUUUCCUCAUGCAAUGCCAAUGCAAAUGCUAAUAGAACCUGCAUUCCCCAUGGGCCAAAUGGGGAGACAAUCAGGAUCUCCAGGUACAUCUUCAACCAAUCCCCCACAAGAUGAUUAUGGUUACCAGUCAGAAUUUGAUGCAAAUUACUAGGGUCCAUUUGGGCUGGAAUGAUCAGUGUGCAUGAGGAUGCAAAUGCAAAACUUGGCAUGUUCUUAAUACUUAAGGAAAAUACUUUUAGUUUUUGGAAGGGUGAUUUGAACUUGU